Penicillium diatomitis is the source of this 1269-nucleotide messenger RNA. RefSeq lists its product as uncharacterized. The coding region runs from base 1 to 1269 and encodes 422 amino acids. The record is from RefSeq and is a predicted model, not a curated record. The transcript has a single exon. Lineage: Eukaryota; Fungi; Ascomycota; Eurotiomycetes; Eurotiales; Aspergillaceae.
AUGCCUGCCCCUCUACUGCAGAGACAUUGGCUCAUCUCCCCCUCCACCUGCUAUCCCAAUUUGUCCUGCUACAUUCUUCCACGGAACACGUGUGACAUUCCGUCACCUCUCAUUCCCACCCAAUUCUCCCCCCAACGGAACGGCUGUCUGACACGAUUCACCCUUGCACUUUUAGGCGUCUUCUCCGGAUCGCGCUCUCGUUCGUCCUCGUCCCAGCCGCGGGACCAUUUAGACCAUCUGAUCCUCAAACACGGCUACCCCACUCCCGUGUCGCUGUCGUCCCUUCGGGAUUUGACGGCUACUUCUUCUGCAUAUAAUCCUCCCACCUCGACUCACCUGUCUUCUUCUCCUCAUUCUCGUCCGCCGCCUCGACGGUCGGAGUCCAUACCAUUUGAUCCGGUUGAUGCUCUCACCCUCUCUGCCUCGUCCACGCGACCCAUUCCCAUUCCUCGGCGCCGCAUUGAAUCCGAUUACGACGAUCAUCUUCCCGUGACCCCGCUGACCGGUCGCUUUGAUCACGACGAUUACAUUGAAGAUUGGGAGCGUGCCUCCUUGUCUGCACGGUCUCGACAUUUGCGUUCUCCGCCGCCCUCCUCGCGGACUAACCGACAUCGUUCGGCUCCUACUGCCGCCACUGUUGCUGCUCCCACUGCUGCUGCUCCUACUCCUUUUGCCGCUGCGGCUUCUACUUCCUCUCGACAUCAUUCGCACAGAUAUUCCAGCAUGCGUGCCGAUCACUCCCCAUUUUAUUCGCCGGUUGCGUCUCCAACCAUGUCCCCUCGUCGUCCGAGCUCUCCACAGCCUCCACGCUCACGGGGUCAAAACACUCCCACCAAGGCCAUUCCUGGUUUCUCUCUGGGCAGUCUCCCCCGAUUCCAUCCAGCAGUCUAUCAAUCGAAGCCCACCAGCCAUGCCAGCUCGGGCCAGCCCCCUUCUCCGCGCCAGUCCCGGCACCCAGCAUAUCGCACAUCGUCCGGGUCUCGCGACAUGAACAUGAAAUGGCAGUACGGGACAACGCUCAUGGAUGCGGCCACACAAAGCCCCUCGGCACCUCGUCUGGACCCCUUACUGAGUCCGGGGCCCGUCACCCCGCUCGCCCUCGAAUCGGCCGAUUACUUGACUGCCGGCCAUUCCGGGACGACCCCCCACGGUCUCCGUGACGGUGUCGGUCAGCACUCUAGCCCAUCUGCGGAUCUGGUGGACAAAUUGAUCACACGGGAGAACGAGAAGGCCCGACAGAAAAGCCGUCAGACGGCCAAGGGUCGGUGA